Anopheles coustani is the source of this 1545-nucleotide messenger RNA. RefSeq names its product sal-like protein 1. Lineage: Eukaryota; Metazoa; Arthropoda; Insecta; Diptera; Culicidae. The transcript has 2 exons. The record is from RefSeq and is a predicted model, not a curated record. Gene Ontology annotation, biological process: regulation of transcription by RNA polymerase II. The coding region runs from base 1 to 1506 and encodes 501 amino acids. Gene Ontology annotation, molecular function: RNA polymerase II cis-regulatory region sequence-specific DNA binding; DNA-binding transcription factor activity.
AUGUUAACGGAUCCGAAAACGAGGUCCGCGCUCGGGCUGAUGACCAGCGGAGAAAAUGCCAUCAAGCGGGAACUUAUCGAUCCACUCGAUCCUACCGGCGGAGGUGGCGGCGGUGGAGGGAACCACCCAGCGGCACUAGACGAUCGACUUCUGGCGGGAUCGUUCGGAGUAUCCCGGAGUGGAGCUGCACUUCCUUAUCCACUUCAGCCUGCGCCAAGCAAACAACCCCUGCAAGGAUUCGAUCAGAUUUGGGGACCUUCACGGACGGAUGGGAUGAACCAACGACAGCACUCCUCCGUCAUUGGAAUGACGCCCUACUGGCCAACGUACGACAGUCUUCCGCAGCCGGCAGCUUCCACGACCGCCGCAGACCCUCCUCCGGCAGCGAACUCGGCCGAUGGUCAGAUCUACACCCUCACUGUGUUACACGAAUCGCCGGAGCAUGGAAUUGUCUGGUCGAACGACACGAAUGCACUCGAGUCGCCCGUUCCACUUGCGCCCGACAUCAGCGACCCAAGUGCCACGUACGAAUCGACGGUAGACUGCUUUAACUUCGAUAGCACCAACUACGAUCUGGCCGAUUACUACGCCGCCAAGCCACAAGUACAAAUACCCCAUCUCCAGCAGCAGCAGCAGCAGCAACAGACCAACGUCUCGCUGAUAGGAUCCUCCCCGACGGGACAUCUCCCUCAGCAGCAGCAACAGCAACAUCAGCCCGCAUCGGCCAUCAGUCUACACGGUACGGUCGAAGGUCUCCUGAACGAGAUACAACUGACGAGCUUUGGAGAACGGGGUCCUCUCGUCGGUCUGCAGACCGCAACACCGGGUCACAAUUUGUACAACGAACCCUCGUCUUAUCUGUACGACACCUUCGCCGUACCCGAUAGUUCCUCAACCUCGAGCCAUCAUCAGCCCAUGGUGCCGUCGGUCCCCCUCUCGACGACGACCGAGCCGACGACCUCCUGCCAGCUAGAUCUGGACCAUAGCAAGCUGGACACCAACAACAACAGUUGUCCGCUCGGCGUGCAGCCUCCUCCGGAUCAGAGUACCCCCAGUUCGAGCAGCAGUAGCAGCAGUUCCAGCUCCAGCUCCAGUUCUAGCAGCAGUUCCAGCAACGGAGACUCAGCGAACGCCGGUGGCGGUGCUGGACAGAAGCGGGGCCGCUCGCUGCACUACUGCUCAAUCUGCUCGAAGGCGUUCAAGGACAAGUACUCGGUCAACGUGCACGUCCGGGUGCAUACGGGCGAGAAGCCGUUCUCGUGCUAUCUCUGCGGCAAGAGCUUCCGCCAGAAGGCGCACCUCGAGAAGCACUACCAGACGCACCUGCACCAGAAGAACCUCACCAAGCGGCCCAAGCCGGUCAAGGUGAAGCAGGAGACAGCGCUACAGCCGCCUCAUCAACCACAACCACCACCACCACCAACGCCACAGCAGUUGGAACAGCUUCAGUUGGAUUCUGCCACCGAGCUUAUGCUGAAUCAGGUGAAAGUGAUAGGUAACUGCUGAACUCCUAGGAGUCCUAGGAGUAUAGCUUCCGGGUUGUAA